This is a messenger RNA of Closterium sp. NIES-65, 3384 nucleotides long. Lineage: Eukaryota; Viridiplantae; Streptophyta; Zygnematophyceae; Desmidiales; Closteriaceae. The record is from the annotation of a GenBank genome assembly.
AUGGCAUCGCUGAAAGCAGCUGAUCUGAACCACCCAGCGUCUGAAGCCUCCUCCGCGUCUCUCGAUUCCGCCGCCUUAGCCUUCGCCCUCGAUUCCAACGCUUUAAACUCUCUCAACUCCGCGACUGCUCCUCCCUAUUACAGUCCCGGUUCCGAGGGUUUCCAAGCAAGCCUCCUGUCGCCCGGGUUUGGCGGCUCGAACGACGACGAGGAUUCGCUCCUUAAUCGACUCGGUUUCUCAGGUUCCCCCACUUCCCCUCCAUACCCCAACGCUGCGGAUGGUUUAGGAGGGGCAGUGGGGGCAGCAGGGGGCGGGGCAGGGGACGGGAGAGAAAGAGGAGCAGCGGGGGAAACGUGGGGGGAAGCGUCGGGGGGGGCUUCAGUGUUGGGAGGCGCGGGGGCAUGGGCGGGCGAAGGUGGCAGCGGCGGCGGCGGCGGCGGCGGCGGAGGGGCGUCGUUCGCGGGGCUGCAGCGCGCGGGCAUGCUGUCGCGCGAGCAGCUCAUGGCGUUCUUCCGCGCAUUCACCGCGCUGCUCGACUCCAAAGAGGCACGGGCACAGAUCAAGAGCAGCGUGCAGGAGGGCAAGUCGGCAUCCUCGGUUACUCGUCUCUUGAGGGAGCAGGUUCUGCUCGACAUGGGCAUAGAGCCGCAGUUUGGCAUGACGUGUCUGCGGGCCGUGCCGCUAGACUACAGAGAGGACCGCGACAUGGUGCUGCGCAUCUGCCACAUGCACGCCAGGGAAGAGGCGGCGUGUGACGAGGCGGAGUUGACACCGCUGGCACUGGCACAGAAGAAGAUGCAGACGCAGCUCAUGCAGCAACACCAACUGACGGUGCUGCAGCAUGUGCGCAUGUUGCCUGUGGAUGAGCAGAGGGCGUUCCUGCAGUCGGUGCAGGGCAGUGUGCAGCAGGCACAGGAGCAGCGCGCACAGGGGAAGGAGAGGCCUCUGAACCCGCGUCUUCCCCUCGGCGCAACCCUCAACCUCCUCCUACUGAUCCUUCCCCCACAUCCCCCGAAGAUCUCCCCGCCCCUCCUCCUCCUCCGCCUCCGCCCCCCGUAUCCCGCUCUCUGCGCGCGAUCCUCCUCCCCCUCGCUCUUGCCGCAUGUAGACGACACGGAGCCGCUGUUCGCGGAGGCGGCGCGGCAGAUGGCGCUCACGGGGGACUGGGUCACGCCGCAGUUCAACGCGCAUCCGCGCUUCGACAAGCCGCCCCUCUCGUACUGGCUCACGGGCGCCGCGCUGAAGAGUCUGGGCGGCGGCGCGUUGCUGGGCGGAGCAGGGGGAGCGGGAGGGGGAGUGGCAGGAGCGGAAGCAGCAGCGGCAGCGGCGGCGGCAGCAGAAGUAGCGGCGUUGCGUGUUCCUUCGGCUCUCUGCCUCUCCUUCACCCUCGCCCUCCUCUCCCUCACCGCCCUCCGCUUCGGCCUCCCCCAACCCCACACUCAUCCGCAUUCCCCUCCCCAGAAGCAGCAACAGGAGCAAGAAUCACCCUUUCAAAAGCCACCCUCUCCCCGUCCUCUCCACUGGGCAGCAGCAUUCACCAUCGCGCCCAUAUUCGCGCUCUCCCUGGGCCCCUUCCUGUGGGGCUCUGUGGCCGUCUCAGACGCGCCGUUCCUCGCCACCACCGCCACUGCCAACCUCGCAUUCUUCUGGGCCUAUGCCUCUCACCACCCUCAUCACCCUCACGACCCUCAUCACAGCCCUCACAACCCCCCAUCCCACCACCCUUCUCACCGCUCCUCCCAUGACGUCACCCCCCCCCAUUCUCCCCCCCGCUCCUUCCUAAGCCCCGCGCUCUACCUCCUCUCCGCACUCUCUCUCGCAGCAGCCUGCCUCACCAAGGGUCCCUUGGGCGCCCUCCUCCCCUGCCUCGUCCUCUCGCUCUUCCUCACUCUCUCCGGAACCUUCUCCCUCCGCUCCCCCUUCGCCCUCCUCUCCUCCCUCCGUUCUUUCCUCCUCUUCGAGCUUCCCUUCUUCCCCUGCGCUCUCCUUUUUCUUCUCACCGCGCUUCCGUGGUUUCUUGCGAUGGGAAAGCGGCACGGGAGCAUGUAUCUGAGCACGUUCUUUGGGUACCACCACUGGGAGAGAUUCGCUAAGGGCGUGAACCACCACGGGAACAGGCCAGUUCUGUACCCGUUAUUAGCCUGCCUGCUGCUGUAUUUUCCAUGGUCCCUGCUGUUCCCCCCUGCCUUCCUUCGCACGGCCACUGCUGCUGCUCGAGCAGUCAUGGAUCGAUAUGGAUGGAGGGGAGUGGCAGAACAACACAGAGAGACCGGAAUGAGGGGGAAGGUGAUUGGUGGGGGGAUGAGGAGUGAAGAAGCAGGGGAGGAGGCAAGACAGGAGACCAUACAGGGAAGAACACAGGGGGACAAGGAGAGGGGCCGGGAGGAGAGGGGAAUGGAGAGAGGCCGGGAGGAGAGGGGAAUGGAGAGAGGCCGGGAGGAGAGGGGAAUGGAGAGAGGCCGGGAGGAGAGGGGGAAUAAUUUGGUGCUACUGGGACUGGCGUGGGUGCUGGCUGGCUUUGGCUUGCUCGCUCUCUCUCGCUCUCAGCUCCCCUCCUACUACCUUCCCAUGGCGCCAGCCUCUGUCUUCUCGCUCCUCUCUCUCGCCUUGGCACUCCUGCCCUUGCUGCUGCAGCAGCCCAUGAUAGGGGACCCCAAAGCAGCGGCUAUAGUAGCAGCGAUUAUAAGGGAUGGGCUGCAUUGGCACGCUUCUGUGCUCUUUGCUGCUGCUGCCACUGCCUGCACUGCUGUUGCUGCUCUCGCUGCUGCUACCGGCAAAGUCUCCUCCCCCCUGGCCUCCCCCUCCUCCUCAUCCCCUCCCUCCCGUUCCUCCCCCUCCUCCUCUCCCUCCUUCUCCCCCUCUCCCUCCUCUCCCCACUCCCCCUCCCCCAACUUACCCCGCUUGCUCCACCUCUCACCCAUCUCCCCGCUGCUCUUCAUCCACGCAGCCUUGGUCCUCCUCCUGCUGCCACUCUUCCUCCGCCCCUCUCUCCUCAUAGCAGACUCUGUCCUGCAGCGGCCCUCCAGGGACCUCGCUCUCACUGCUGCUGCCUCCCUGCAGCCCCCUUCACAGCAGCACGCACACAGCGUGCUCGAGGGGCUUGCUGCUAGGGUCAGAGCACAGCGCGAGAAGACCGGGGAGGGCAGUGGGUUGAAGAAUGGAAAGGGGAUCGGAGAGAGGAGUGGGGAGGGGAGUCGUGAGGGGAGUGGGGAGAGCAGGGGAGUGGAGGGAGGAAGGGUGGAGUCAGUUUUGGUGCUGGCAGAAGAGCACCAUGUGAAGGCCUUGCUCGCCUUGCCAUCCUAUCAGGGCACCAUUGUUGCACGCCAACCCGGUUACGCCUUGCUUCGCCUCCGCAUUCGCUCUCACUCUCGCAGUGACGUUUGA